CAGGAUGAAAUCGAACCAGAGAUGGCUGAAGCUCCGCACCACAGUCCAGCUAUCAGGGGCGCUCUCCUCCUCCAUGAACCGUACCAAGCCGCCCCUCAAGAGAGAAGACUCCUUCAUCAAGCGCUUCUCCACCAGGCAGAUUGCAGAGAUUCAGGACACGGUGGACCAAACAGACGAGGAGGACAUCAGCAAAAACUCCACAGGGUCUCCUAAGAUCCGUAAGAAGAGGAAGAAGCGACAACCCAGGACGGUGAUCAAUCCUUAUGGCAAUGUUUACUUCUACUGGCUGUGUGUACUGACCAUCUGUGUCCUGUACAACCUGUGGACGCCUAUAGUGAGACAGGCCUUCCCCGAGCUACAGCGGCGACCACAGCCUCUCUGGUACUUGUCAGAUGGGAUGACAGAUAUGAUCUUCCUGUUGGACAUCCUGAUACAGUUCCGCACGGGGUACCUGGAACAAGGCCUUAUUGUGUACGACUUCAAGAAGCUGGCCAAUCACUACAUGCAUUCCAGGAGCUUCAUGCUCGACCUCGUCUCCCUCUUCCCUUUAGAUAUUUUACAACUUUUGAUUGGGACUCACCCCAUCAUUAGAUUUCCAAGAUUUAUUAAGGUAUAUCGUGUGUACAACUACUACUAUAUGGUAGAGUCGCGUACGUUGUACCCCAACAUGUGGCGUGUGGUCAACCUUGUACAUAUUCUCCUCCUCCUGGCCCAUUGGUUCGGCUGCUUUUACUACAUGUUGUCUGAGGCUGAACACUUUAGGGGCGACUGGACCUACCCUUACCAUGAUCUUGAUUCAGAUUUCAAGACUCUGUCAAGAAAGUACCUCGGUUCAGUAUACUGGUCGACCCUGACGCUCACCACCAUCGGCGACCUUCCCACCCCAGAAACUAACAGGCAGGGUAACACAAGCCUGCAGCCGUUGCCCAGGUCAUUGGCCCUACUCGACCCCAGCUUCACUCGACCUGGCCACAUCACCGAGCAGGUAACAGAGAUGUCAAGGGCGAUGAGCCCGGCCAGGCCGGACCCGGGAGGCAUCACUAAGCUCGUCCCAGUGACACAGGGGGCCCCUGGGUUCUACCUUCACCCUGGGGGGAGCCCAGGGCCCCCUCGUAUAUCAACUGAGUAUUCCGAUGGUGAUGGUGGCGUGAGUCCGGCCCUCAGUCACCUAAUCCGAGCCAGCCCGUCCUUCAGCGGCCCGUCCAGCCCUGACCCGGCCCCUAGUGGGUCCAGCCAGGCCGAACCCAACAGUCCCCGAGCACUGCCCCGCCGAGGGCUCAAGUCUCGCAUACUGAGGAUCAAGACCAACGUCGGGUAUAUUUUUACUAUAGUAAGCUACCUCAUCGGUGUCUUCAUCUUCGCUACCAUUGUCGGUCAAGUUGGCAACGUCAUCACCAAUCGUAAUGCUAACAGACUGGAAUUUGAGAGAUUAUUGGAUGGAGCCAAGUUGUACAUGCGUCACCACAAGGUUCCCAGAGCCAUGCAGAGAAGAGUCCAGCGCUGGUACGACUAUUCCUGGUCUAGAGGCCGUAUACAGGGCGGAGGUGACAUCAACACUGCCCUGGGGCUCCUGCCGGACAAGCUCAGGACCGAACUUGCCCUCCAUGUGAACCUCCUCACGCUCAAGAAGGUAAGCAUCUUCAAGGAGUGCCAGCCUGAGUUUCUUCAUGACCUGGUGCUCAAGAUGAAGGCAUACAUCUUCACACCAGGUGACCUCAUCUGCAGAAAGGGAGAGGUUGCACGUGAGAUGUUCAUUAUUGCUGAUGGGAUCCUCGAGGUGAUAAGUGAGACUGGCAAAGUUUUGACAACAAUGAAAGCAGGAGAUUUCUUUGGGGAAAUAGGAAUUCUUAACCUAGAUGGCCUUAACAAACGAACUGCAGAUGUUAGAUCUGUGGGAUACUCAGAGCUCUUCAGUCUCUCAAGGGAAGAUGUUCUGAUGGCCAUGAAGGAUUAUCCAGAAGCACAAGAAAUCCUUCAAAGCCUCGGGCGCAAGAGAUUGAUGGACGCUCGGCACACCUCAAAGUCUGGGUCCUCUGGGUCCAGUAAGAGAGGUACUCCGUCACCUAACAAAGAUGGUGGUGUAGAGGAUAAGAUUGAUCCCUUGAAAAUUGUCAGUCGAAUAAAAUCAGAUGUUUCUGCAAUUAGAAAUGCCUUCCGGAGGAGUAAGGGCACAACUAAGUACAUGGAGACUCUGGAACAGGACAAUUUUACAGGAAGAAAAACGGACAAUGAGACCCUGGAGUUGGAGCACCUUACUGGCGAGAUCCACUCCAGCACCGAGGAUGACGCCCCAGCAGUCAAACGUAUACUGAAGGACCCAAACAGAAAGGAUAAGUCAACAGUCCUCAAGCGGGUAUCCUUCAGGAAGAUCAGUGGCAGCGGUCGUAGUGGUAGUGAUUCUUCUGGGGGAGGAGCACGAGGCGUGCUUAAGAGGAUGUCUCGAGUAACCAGUGAUGAGAUGAAUCAGACAAUCAGCCCUGGCCGGUUAUCUUCAAAUGAGGAGCCUCAGGGUCUCUUGGGUGCAGGGCUGCCACUACUGCAACGUCUAAAACUUCUCAAGGAAAAAGAGGAAAUUGAAGAUAAAGAACGACAAAGGUUGAAAGAGGAGGAGGAGGAGAAUGCCAAGUUAAAGAAACAGGAGCCACCAGAGCAGGAGGAAGAACCUGGGAUCAUAGGUGCUGGGUUGCCUCUUUUUGCUCGAUUGAGACUCUUAAAAGUUAAGGAGGAGAAGGAAAGAAUGGAGAGAGAAGAGAGAGAAAAGGCAGAAAGAAAUAAAGCAGGGGAACAACAAAAGGAAUCAACCACCAACAAACCUGAUGCUGCUCCCAAGAAAAUUACAUCACCAGUUACAGAUGGACCAGGAAAACUUUCUCCAUUCCAGCAAGAGACACAAGCCACAAAGGAUAAACCACAUACUGCUGAUGCAAAACCAAGACCAGCUGGGAUGCUCAAGGGUAAACUGAGAGCGGCAUUACUUACGUCAGCUGCGCCUCCAACAACGGGCACAGGAAAAGAAACACCAUCAGUAGCGGCAACACAACCAACAGCAGGACCAAGAAUAACACCCUCAAUGACAGUGGUAAGGUCACCUACAACACCAACUGGAUCGAUUGGAACCACUGCAGAAAGAGAAAAGAAAGAGGCAGAAUUAGAUGCCAAACAUCAGUUAAAGAGUCCCAUAAACGAUCUGAACAAAGGUGUUGAUACAAAAACAACAGAUGAUGCAGGUGGUGAGAAACUUGUUAAUAAUGGUAGCUCAGUUAUAUCAAAAGAUAUUCACUCAAACAGUAACAGUGUGCAAGGUGGCCAAGCCUUAGAAAGAGCUUUUGGCAAACUUUUAUCAAAGAAAUUAAACACUCCAUCAAAGGAAAGGACCAGUGUGGCUGCAUCUGAUAAGUCAGUUGUUGACUCCUCAAAACUCACAGAGAGUAAAGAUAAAAUUAGUAGGAGUGAUAGUUUUAAGAGAGCCAUGGAUGAAGGUCGCAUACGAAGUACAGAGGAACACGAUUUAAAUAUUAAACCUCACGAAAGUGUUGCUCCUAAGUUACAAUCAACGAGAGAGAGUGAUAGUGAAGAGGUAGAACAAGUUCAAGAGGACAAAAAAGUUGGGGAGAGUCAGAGUGAAAAUGAAGUUUCCCCAAUUAAUGAAGAGAAGCCAGUACUAGUUAAAAAGCAGAUUGAAAGCAUCAAGAAAAGUAGUGAUACAAUAUCAAAAUGUGAUACAGUUCCAAAGCCUUCAAGGACAGGGUCCAAGGAGAAGCAAGAAUCCCCUAAAGUUCUCCGGUCUCAGUCAACAGGUAGUGGAGUUGCAAUUCGUCAGUAUCAAAAAGUCGACUGUUUAAAGGUGCCUAGUGAUGAUGUUUCCCCACCACUCUCCUCACCAGAGAGUACUGAGACACCAGAGAGAAAAACCUUAAAGAGUAUUUUAAAACGUAUGUCUCGGGAGGACUCGCGAGGAAAUCUGUUACCCCCAGAUGGUGCUGACUUGCGGAAGCUUAUGAAGGCUCCAACAGUCGAAGGCUUUGUAGCGAGACGGUCAAAACUUAGUAAGACUGUGUCAUUCCAGCGGAAGACCCUGUCUUCUCCGCCUCCCCCUGCUCUUCUGGAUGAACUCAAGAACUCUCAGCAGCUGGAUACCUCUGGACACUCUGUUCCUGAAAUUCUCCCAAGCAGUGUAGUAUCACCAGCAGGAAAAGAUGUACUAAAGGUCGGGAUAACACAGAGCACCACCCACACAGACGGCGUCAACAAGCUCAUGGUCAAACUUGGAACAAUUGGCCUGGAUGGAGCACAGGAGACACAAGCUCAAGACCUAGUUUUAGGAGUCAGAAAGAUUCUCAGAGAUAAGAUGGAUGAUGUUGAGGUGGCAUGGGUGGCACGCGUAGAGGAGCUACAACAGCAGCUGGCAGACCGGGACGCUACCAUCAGACAACUUACACACACUAUCUCUGUAUUACAGGCGGGUGUGGGGAGCGAGGUCAUUGUCACUGAGAGCAGCCAAGUCAACGGAAGUGCAACAACCAGGUGCCCAACAAUUAUCAGGUCAUCCUCGUCUGAUGCCAGCAGCGAUGGCUCAGAUGACGAUGAGCCACUCUUUAUGAGGUGUAACUCCAUUGAAUCCAUCAUCCACCAGUCACCUGAGGGAUCUCCAGAAGGGAGACAUGUGCCACUGGGGACACGCCGAUCUUGGCCACAUCAGACAUCUGUGGAUCAGUGCCCACCCCAGCAGACUCGUCUAGCAAGAUCUCUAGAAGACUCUCGCGUACAUGGUGAUGUUACAUUAGAUAUUGGGUCUUCAACUGAUGAUGACAUAUGUUCUUUUUCAUCAGAUGAUGACCACAUUUUAUAUGGCAACAUGGGAAUUGGUGUUACAGAGACUGAACCAAAUGAUGCACUUGAUGAUGAACUGUCUGAUGGUUUGUUCCCUGAUGAAGAUGAAAUUGAUGAAGAUGAUGUAGAGUGUGGUGAGAGUGGAGAGGCAGAGUUAAACUCCCAAGAUUGGGAAGUGCAACUUUUGGCACGACAGUUAGCAGAAGAUCAGCGUGGCUUUGCACGUAAGGUAGAUAGAGAUAUUGCUGAAGGCCGUCUAGAUUCUGCUCUUGCAGAUCUUCAUGAGGCCUUGGCUACUGACAAUUUAGGGCCCCUCACAGAUGAAGACCUUCUUAGAUUAGAAAAGGCUGUGAGACGCGAACGAGAGAAACUACGAAGAUAUGCUCGCGUGUACAGCUUAGAUGAGAGGCCAUUACUUGAAGAUCAGUUUACAUCCUUAUAUCGCAGUCGAUCUCAACUUCUGCUUAAUCGUAGCUCAGAAUUAUGCCUUGCUGGACCUACCGAACGCCGCCUUUCAUUAUUGCUGGAACAACUAACCAAAAUGUCUCCAGCAGAACAGUUCCUAUUGGACCGCUUGGUAUAUACUACAGAUCGCAAGCGCAGGCUCUCCCGCCAGCGAUCCUUAUGUGAUGAGCAUCUUGCCUCAUAUAACACAGAUCGGAUACCAAUAAGCAAUAGAUCUAAUCGAUCCUUGGCCAAUCGGCGUUCAAUGAGUGUGUGUUCCCCGCCCCCUGGGACUGCUCCCCCGGCUCCCCUGAAAGAGGCCACUCUUGCUUCCCCCGGGCCGUUGAGGGAGCGCGGUCCUGGGGGUGAGAGUGGUCCACCUACAGUGUCAGCCAUGCUAGCUUCAUUGCAACGUUCUGUUGCAGCCAUUCGGGGGCGUGGUUCUGGCAACAACCAAAGCUCACAUAAAGAGGGAGCUCCUCUCUUAAAGCCAUAUAGGUAACGCCACUGCAGCAAUACAAUGGUCACCUGGCCAUUCAUUCUGAGUAAUAAACAACAGAAAGCAAUAGCAGUAUAAGCAUGCCUGUCUCUUGCUACUGCUACAAAGUAAUCGUGACAAUGUUUUGUGAUGAAUAUCAGUCUACUGGACUAAAAGUAACAAAGCACUUUUAUCAAUGCAUCUUUCUAUGUCUUUGAUCCCAGAAUUCAAACUUGUCUCAAACAAGACAGACACCAUGGAAUUAUAUUUUGUCAUAUUUUCACUUAACCAGCAGCAGCAGUUAGGAGAAUGCUGUUGCUAGUUAUAAUAAUGAUAAUGCUGCUUGCAUGCAGCUGUGUGCUUAGGUAGAUUAUCGUUUUUUGGAAACAGGUCAGACAUAUUCAAGUACAGACAUAAGGGUGGAACUCUGAACAUUGGCUUAACAUUGGCUUGGAAAAGCACAGCAUUGGAUUGCUCUAAAUUGGGGCACAGCUUUGAAAAUCCCCAGGACUUCGUUGUGAUAUUUUCAUUCUUCCAUAACAGAACAGUUUAGGGAAAUAUAAAAAAAUAUUUUCCUGUGACUGACAAUGAACAGUCAGUGACAAAUUUUGUUUCCUGGUUCUAAAGUUUUUAACAAGAAUAACAGUAGUAUGAAUAUUUAAUUAACCCUCAUCCAAAAUAUUGUUGUAUUUAAAGGGGAAAUUAGUAGAUAUCUGUAAGUGAAUAUGGAUCCACACUGGUGCCAUUAGUUAACACAACACUGUUUUCUACUUAUUUCUUUAUGUGGCCAAAAACUAUCCUCAUUGUACAUAAUGUGGCCACAAGAAACAAAUGAAACUGAUCCCAGUGAAAGGAAAUAUUUAAAAUUAAUAAGACCAGUUGUGCCUGCCUUUAAACGAUUAUCUAGCCUACAACUGUGCCAGCCACAUUAGCUUCCUAAUAUUUCGCACUUCUAAGCUUGCAUUAUAUUAUUACAAGUCUAUAUUCACAUACCAUAUUAUAAAGACUGAAUACAAAUGAACUGAAAGAGAAAGGCUCGGGCAACAAGACAACAAUCCUAUGUAUCACCUGUAAAUCUAGCAUGUUAUUUAAUACAUUCUCAUCCUUAUUAGAAACAUUUUGACAGUGUCCAAGAUUCUAGUUCUUCCUAGUUCAUUUUACUACAUGAUGCUUAUAUUAUACAUGCACCUUAAGUGGUAAAACCUGUAUGCUGAAGCUAAUAGCUUAACAUUUGUAAGCAAUUUAACUUAUAUAGGUCAAAUGUUAAACUUUUCAUAGACUCGUCAAAAUCUCUCCUGUUGGUAUCUUGUUACCUAUGAUAUAUUACAACCAAGUUGAUGCAUUAUAUGGAUUUGGUAACAUUGAAAGUUAAUUGUAAAGAAUCAUGCAUCAUUACACUUACGUACAUAUAUGUGCAUGCAAGUUAGCAUGCGCACAUUCAUACACACGUAUUCAUACAUACUGUAAAUAACUGCAUAUACUGUAAAUAUGACUCACAGAAUCAUUAUAUAGCCCAACUUAUCCACGAUUAAUUUUCUAAAAGUAACAUGCAUGCAUUCAUAAAUAAUAAUUACAACAUUGCAUAAAUUUCUUUUAUAGAUUGACACCUGUGUAUUCAAAUACCUUUGUUAUGAUCUAAGUGGCCAUUAAUUCAUAUGCAUAUUUUUGUAAUGCAAACUUUAAUAAAACCCGUUUCAUCCUACUUAUUUUUUAAAAUUUCUUGCACUUGCGUUCAGUGUAUUGUAUGUACAUGUGUGUUUGUGUGUGUCUGCAUAUGUGCACAUAUCUAUACACACAUCCACACACACACACUGUACAUGUACUGUAGAUAGAUAUGCACACAUGCUCUUAGGUAUAACGUAGUUGUUCACAUAUAAUAAAUGUUUGCCUUCACACACAAAUAUUGAAUACAAUACUGUAUACUUUACCUGCACAGUACACACACACACACACACACACACACACACACACACACACACACACACAGGCACACACAGGCACUAAUGCAGACAUUUGGAUAAUUUGCAUCUUGCACUAUACAUAUACACAAAUGCAUAAAU
Molecule: messenger RNA, 7812 nt
Organism: Homarus americanus (American lobster)
Lineage: Eukaryota; Metazoa; Arthropoda; Malacostraca; Decapoda; Nephropidae
Exons: 22
Coding region: 5-5776 (1923 amino acids)
Biological process (GO): transmembrane transport; monoatomic ion transport
Cellular component (GO): membrane
Molecular function (GO): monoatomic ion channel activity; protein-containing complex binding
Source: RefSeq, a predicted model, not a curated record